UUUACUCGAUUGAAUCAAAUUGUUUUGGUUUUAAAGCUAAGGCUCUGAAUAGAAGGGCAAAGCGUCGUUGAACAGAAACUUUUAGUAAUUGGACCAAAAUAAUUACAUCUUGCAAUAUAUAAAUUUGAAAAAUGCCUGUGGCACCCCCGGGAAGUUACGGCUAUGGGAAUCAGGGUCCCUCGUGUUUCGAUCGCAUGAAAACUGGAUUUCUACUAGGUUUUUGUGUCGGCAUGGCGUCAGGUGCUCUUUUCGGUGGAUUCUCAGCUCUGCGAUUUGGUUUGAGAGGUCGAGAAUUGAUAAACACCGUCGGAAAAACGAUGGUGCAAGGAGGAGGAACAUUCGGCACGUUCAUGGCAAUAGGAACGGGAAUCAGAUGCUAACUCCACUCCAUUUGCAUACUCGUCAAAGAAUUGAUUUUUUUAAAUUUAAAAUAUACGAAAAUUAAUCCUUGAACGUUGUCUUGAUUUUUUCGUAUUUCUGUACAUAAAAAACAAAAGUAGACAUUGUUUUUUCAUUUUCAUGCCAAUCAAGUAAUGGAAUUAUUUUUGAAUUUCCAAACUCGAUAAUGAUAAAAUGAAUGUUACUAAUAAAAUAAA
Messenger RNA from Helobdella robusta, 596 nucleotides. RefSeq lists its product as hypothetical. NCBI's taxonomy places the organism in Eukaryota, Metazoa, Annelida, Clitellata, Rhynchobdellida, Glossiphoniidae. The transcript has a single exon. The coding region runs from base 132 to 380 and encodes 82 amino acids. Gene Ontology annotation, biological process: protein import into mitochondrial matrix; protein insertion into mitochondrial inner membrane. Gene Ontology annotation, cellular component: TIM23 mitochondrial import inner membrane translocase complex. The record is from RefSeq and is a predicted model, not a curated record.